AUGGCUCAGGCCGAUAUUGUCAAGUCUCACCUUGUCACGCCAGAAGAGUACGGAAUUGUGCCCAGGCUAUCAGCAAAGCUCAAACUUUCGCCUCUAGACCAAAACAUGCCCAGAAUGUACGGUUCACGAUGGAUUCUCUGCUUUCCUCUGCCCGCGGGCGUAGAUGAGAAACAUGUAUUUGAAAAUUUGAAAAAAGCACUAGCCUACACAAUAUCCGCCAUGCCUUGGAUUGCUGGCGAAAUCGGAUUGGAAGAAGGUCAAAAUAAGGAAAGCAACAUAGUGCAAAUUGUCGAAGGGCAAGGUGGUUGUGAAUUUAGAUGUUUAGAUCGUACCUCUGACCUACCAUCGUACGCUGAACUCAAGAAGAACAACUUUUCGUUCUCAAAACUUACCACUGCCCUGGUUUCUCCACUUCAGGUAGUUCAACAAUCACAGCCUGUUUUUGCAGCACAAGCGAACUUCAUUAAGGAUGGACUUCUUUUGACAGUUGGAGUGCAUCAUUCCGCCUGUGAUGCUGUCGCAUUAGAUCACAUUCUCGACACUUGGGCAUCAAACACUGGCAUUGAGGGCGAUUUGGGUCCUUUCCGCGAGUAUGACCCCAUUGUCAAUGACCGAACGCCGUUGCGUCGGGGGCUUCCUGAUGCAAAUAUUGCCGAAUUCCCCGAAUACUUCCUCAUGCCCACCGCAAAGGCUUCGUCUGGAUUGGCACCGCCGACCUACAAGCUUCCCCCAAUGGUCUCCAAGGUGUUCUUUGUCUCGCGACCGAAGUUAGAAGACUUGAAAACGGAAGCAAGAGCUUUCUCGAUAAACGACGCUCUCUGCGCGUUUUUCUGGCACCACAUGACGUUAGCUCGAGCGUCGUCUUCCCUCUCCCCUUUCAGAUCGAUCGAUAACAAGAAUGUACCGACCUCCGCCGCCCUUUUUGCAGUAAAUAUUCGGAGUCGCACAAGCCCACCACUCCCACGAACAUAUCUUGGGAAUGCUUGCCUCGGUAGCCUCACAAAACGACUCACUAUCGCAUCACUCACCCAUCCUGAAACUGGACUCCCUCAAGCCGCAGCAGCACUCCGCGCCGCACUUAAUGCAACACAUGAACCUUCUCGGGUAUCGCGUACUAUUGGACUGCUUUCAUCUCGUCAGAAUGCUCAGGACUUCCAGUUUGCGGUGAAAGCAUUCCUUGGGCCGGAUGUCACUAUGACAAGUUGGGCUGACCUUAAGAUACGAGAUCGUGAUUGGGGCAGUUUGGGUACACCUGAGGGUUUCAAGAUUCCAUAUGAAGGCGCAGACGGGAAUAUUACCAUUUAUCCUCGUCUCCAGAACGGUGGGCUUGAGGUUAUGGUUUGUUUGGAGAGUGAGGCAAUGGCAAACAUGGUACAAAAUCAAACAUUUCUGAGAUUUGCAGCAGACUUAGAUCUAUAG
Molecule: messenger RNA, 1419 nt
Organism: Glarea lozoyensis ATCC 20868
Lineage: Eukaryota; Fungi; Ascomycota; Leotiomycetes; Helotiales; Helotiaceae
Exons: 4
Coding region: 1-1419 (472 amino acids)
Source: RefSeq, a predicted model, not a curated record